This is a messenger RNA of Adineta steineri, 2991 nucleotides long. NCBI's taxonomy places the organism in Eukaryota, Metazoa, Rotifera, Eurotatoria, Adinetida, Adinetidae. The record is from the annotation of a GenBank genome assembly.
AUGUUAUGCGUUCGUUUAAUUCUUCUAACAAGUUUUCUUAUUCCAUUAAUUAAUUGUCAAACAAUUUAUGAAUUAUUAAAUUCAUUCCGAUUUUUGAAUGAAGGUUCUAUAUCAAAAUCCGAUAUUUAUGAAUAUCAAUAUGAAUAUGUAAUGUACACAGAACCAGAAAACGUAACAAGAGAAAGAUUUGCAUGGGUAGAAGAAAUUGCUCGACCAUAUCUAUAUCAAAGAGAUUCAACUAAACCUUUACAAUGUGAUUCAAGUCCAUUAUUAUCUGCAACAGAUUUACCGGGUGCUGAUUUCUUAUCAAUUAUACCAUCAUCGGCUGAUCCAUCUCUUUGUCACACAUUAUGUUGUAAUUAUAUGUCAUGCGCUGCUUGGUCAUAUGCUGCAUCGUCACCAGUAGAUUUUAACGAUUGUAAAAAAGAACAACCAUGUUGUUAUCUAAAAACUUAUGUUCCAAAGUCUCUUGAUAAUCCAAAUAUUAUAUCAGCAAUUAUGAAUCGUACAUUUCCAUAUAAUCAUCCACCGACUGGAUUAAGAUCUGCUGUACCAUUAGGUGGUAUAACAACAGGCUCAAUUGAAUUACGUGGUGAUGGAACAUUUCAUGAAUGGACAGUUGAAAGUCAAUCUCCAGCAUCUGGAGCUAAAUAUGGUGUUGUUGGUGAUGCAUUAUUAGCAAUUCGAUUAAAGAAUUUACAAACCAAUGAAACUGAUACUCGAUUAAUACGUACACAUCCACAUCAUGAUUUACAAGGUAUAGAUACUAUUAGAUAUCAUGGUUCAUAUCCUGUUAGUAAAUUAGAAUUAAUUGAUUAUACAUUAAUAGCAAAUAUGGAUUUAUAUGCCUAUUCAAUUCUUAAACCAGGAGAUUUAAAUCGUUCAAUGACACCAGCUAUUAUUUUUUCAUUAAAUAUUCAUAAUCCUAAUGAUUAUCCAAUUAGUAUUGAUUUUAUGUAUAAUGCACCAUUAUCAGUUCAAAUCGAUCAAAUAAGACUUUCAAAAAAUAUUCUACAACAAAUUGCAAGUGAUACAUAUAUUCAAUGUAUAUCAUUAUGUGAUCAAAAUAGUUUAUGUGCUUCAUGGAAUUGGCAAAAUAUGAAUAAUCAAAGUACAUGUAUAUUAUAUAGUGAUAUUGGAAAUAAUGUUCAUUUAAAUGGUCAUGUUAGUGGUAUACGUGGACAAUGGACGUACGAUAAAAGUGGUCCAUUAGUUUUAGAUCGUCCAGGACAUAUGCCUUCAAAUGGUCAAUAUGUAUUAUGGCCAUUUUUAUCUUCUGAUCAAACAAUUACAGCAACUGUUGAUAAUAAUAUUAAUAAUAUAUUAAGUAAUUUUUCAGCAUAUGGUGGAUGGUAUCAACAAACAGAAAUCAAAGGAACUGGUGCUAAUGGUGCUGUUUCAAUUUCGACAAUAUUACAACCUGGUGAGAAAAAAACUUUAUCAAUAUUAUUUGCUUGGUAUUUUCCACAUCAUAAUUGGUUAGAUUUACCAUUAGAUAAUUAUUAUUCAUUAUUAUUCAAUAAUGUAACAACAGUUGGUCAAUCAAUAGGAAUCGAUAAAGAUGAUAAUCAAUUAAAAUUAAUUCUAAAAGAUAUUUUAACAUUACAUAAUGUUUAUUUUAAUUCUAGUUUACCAAAUUAUUUAGUUGAUUCAUUAAUAAAUAGUGCUUCACAUAUGCGCAGUGCAAUGUAUUUUUCAAAUGGUGAUUGGAGACAAUGGGAAGCUUAUGAUUGUAAUGAUGUUGAUAGUGUACAUAAUGAUCAUCAACGUCAUUUACCAUAUAUUUUAUAUUUUCCUGAAACAGAAAAAAAUAAAAUGUAUACAUGGGCGAAAUAUCAACAAGCAGAUGGAAUGAUCCAAGAAACAUUUACAGUUGGUUGUAUGGGUGAUACAGUUCCAUAUGAUCAACAUGGUGGAAGAAAUAUGGGCGAUGUAACAACAAUAUUUAUAUUAGAAACAUUAGAAUUAUAUCGUUGGACAAAUGAUUUCAAUUUUUUAAAAGAUAUGUAUUCACAUGUUGUAGCUGGUAUACAAUGGCAAUUAAGUGUAUCAACAGAAUUUGGUUUACCUGAACAUUUAGAAUGUACUUAUGAUAUACCAAAUAUGAGUCAAUAUCCAACAACAACAUUUAAUUCAUUCAUGCAUUUAGCUGCAUUACGUGCAUGUAUGGAAUUAGCACUGAUUAUGAAUGAUACAAAUACUUAUAAUCAAUGUUAUGAACCAUUUAUUCGUGCUAAUAAACAAAUUGAUCAAUUAUUAUGGUAUAAAGAUACUACAGAUACAGGUUAUUUUUUAGCUUACACAGGUGGAGCAGGUGAAAAAGCAAUAUUUACAGAUGCAUUAUAUGGUCAAGUAUUAGCAUUUACAUAUGGAUUAGGUCCGUUAUAUAAUAUAUCAAUAAUGAAAAAACAUUUAGAAAGUGAAGUUAGAUUAGCUGAUACACCAUAUGGUUUAAGAAUGUUAACUGGACGUGAACCAUUAACAAAUCCACAAGAUAAUUCUAUAUGGAUGGGUGCAUCACAAGAUUGGUCUGUAUUAAAUUUAUGGUUUAACAUGGAUCCCGAUAGUGCAUUAAUACAAUCUGAAAAAGGUUUAAAUCUUGUUAGACAAACAUUAAAUGAUCAAUGGAAUGUACAUGGUUUAUAUGCAGCUGAUGGUUAUGGUAUUGGUGGAAAACCAUGGGUCACAUCACAUUAUGGUUUUCAUAUGGUUUUAUGGCAUUUACCAUUUGCAUUAUCUGGUCAAUAUACAGAUUUAGCUAAAGGUAUAUUAUUAUUUUCACCUAAAUUACGAUCACCAUUUAUUUUACCUGUACUUAUUCCAAAUAUUUUUGGAACAAUAAGUUCAACUCCAUUAUUAAAUGGACAAUCAACUUAUACAUUUACAUUAACAAUUGGAAAAUUAUCUUUAAAUACACUUGCUAUUAAUAAUGCUAAAUAUCCAAGUACUGUUAAUUUAAUAGCUGGACAAUCAAUACAAUGGAGUGGAUAA